Messenger RNA from Aspergillus ochraceoroseus IBT 24754, 1960 nucleotides. RefSeq lists its product as uncharacterized. The record is from RefSeq and is a predicted model, not a curated record. Gene Ontology annotation, cellular component: Golgi membrane. The transcript has a single exon. The coding region runs from base 350 to 1621 and encodes 423 amino acids. Gene Ontology annotation, molecular function: glycosyltransferase activity. NCBI's taxonomy places the organism in Eukaryota, Fungi, Ascomycota, Eurotiomycetes, Eurotiales, Aspergillaceae. Gene Ontology annotation, biological process: GPI anchor biosynthetic process.
GUCUGUAUAAGCUUAGGAAUGAUGGGGAUGUCUCUGACAAAUCAUGCGUUCUGAUCAUUGGGUGAUGGGAUCCAUUUUCAAGUUCAACAGAUCAGCAAUAGAAGAACUUGGCAGUGGCUUAGAGAUGGAGGAAUCGAGGAUACCAAUAGCGACAACUUGAGCCUCAGGGUUUCUCAUCCCCCUGUGGAUGUGCUAAACCUUUGAGAAUAAAUCCUGAAUUCUCCAAUCAGCUCAGUCACUCAAGUCUCCAACGGCAAGGGCUUACAGCUACAGAUACGAUUUCCUUCUCUCUCUCUCUCUCAAUCAUGUCUCCUCCUGCUUCUCUCCCCUCCAAAAUGCUCCAGGCCAGAUGAUUCUCCUCACCAAGAAGCAGAGGCUCCUCCUUGUCUCAUUCGCCCUCUUCUACUGUUUCCUUUUCCUCGUCUCUCGCUUCCGUUCUGCUCGCGAUCCUGGCUCCUUCUUUUUCCAACCAGACGUGGGCUAUCAACCUCAGUACAGCAUCCAGAGGAUCGAGGAGUCUCUCGACUAUCUGUCCGGAUAUAAUACAACCACAACAUCAGACCCAGCGCGCCCCCCGCGAAACUCCACCACCAAAGCCGAAGAUGUCACCUUCUGCGUCGGAGUGGUGACCGUCAAGCGUCCUUUACAACAAAACAUUGAUACCACGGUCGCUUCUAUCCUCGAUCACCUCUCUGCCCAAGAGCGCUCUCGGAUCGCGGUCCACGUCCUUUUCGCCCUGACCUCCCCCUCCGACCAUCCAGACUACAACCAACCUUGGGUUCCUAAUGUUGUCGACCGCGUCCUCACUUACGAUCGAAUGGACGGCGCCCCGUCGCUGUCCACCCUGCGCACCCUCGAGAGGCAAAGGGACGUCAAGCGCAAAUCCCUCAUUGAUUACCGUCUCUCGCUCAAAUCCUGCUACGACGACAGCAAUGCGCCCUACAUCAUGAUGCUCGAAGACGACGUCGUCGCCCAACGCGCGUGGUACAACCACACCUUGGAAACCCUGCAGACCAUCCAGAGCUGGAACAGCACGGGGGCCAUUCACGACUGGCUCUACCUGCGCCUCUUCUACACGGAGAAAUUCCUGGGCUGGAAUUCAGAACACUGGCCCAUCUACACCCUGUGCAGCAUCAGCAUUGUCGCCCUGGUGGCCCUGCUAGGUCUCAUGAGCCGUCGCAGCAUCCGGCCCAUGCAGGGGAUCCUGACCAACUCCUUCCUGGCGAUUCUCUGCUUCCUCUGUGUGCCCUUACUCAUCGGUCUGUAUUUUCUGGCCGGUCGAGUCACCAUGCAACCGAUGCACCCGGGACUCCACGUAAUGAACGGACACGGGUGCUGCUCUCAAGCACUAGUGUUCCCCCGCGCGAGCGUUCCGCAGCUCAUCGACUUUCUGGAGCAGAUGCAGGAUACGCACCCCGAGGCUGUGGAUAGCGCGAUUGAGGCACUGGCGGACGCCAACGGGCUGGAUCGGUUGGCGAUCGUGCCAUCGCAGAUGCAGCAUGUGGGUGCCGCUUCGUAUAAGGAGAAUAAAAAGACGUAUCAGUGGCACGGGCCGCACCCUGUCAAGGGCGCGCAUGGGGUUUGGAGUAUGGGGUUUGAAAAGGCAUAUGGUUAUGAAUGAUUUUCCCCUUUGACGUAAGCAAGGAGUUACGAUGACAAUGACAGGUACUCCACAGCAAUAUUAGAUGUAUAUCCCAACUUGACUUUAUUUAUAUAUGUACAAGAUAUCUUUUCUUUUCUUGGGUUCAAGGUGAGGAUGGAAUCUACGGAGUAGUAGAUCAGUUUACCCUAGACAAGUAGUCAUUGCUUUUCAAUCCGUUGCUAGCAAGUCACUGUUCUUUAUCUGCACCUACUCACCUGCUUGGAGUCAAACAAUCCACAGGGAAACGUAUGGAAUUACGGAUACUCUUGCAUAAAAUGAGGAGCCGAGGUUAUCAAGAAUUGAGGUGUGAAGGGGAGG